UUGCCUCCCCGCCACCACCCCCAACCACCGCGAUCGUGGAGGUAACUCAAUACUUGUACUAGCUUAACUUUUGCAUUUCGAUUUUGUCACAAACGACAUCUUCUGUUAGAAACCUUAACUCGCGAGAGAGUGAAUACUGAAAUCUACAACUUAUUUCAUUGGCUGCACUUUGAGAAAUCGCGUUUUGGUCCAUAACGAAGGAGAGAAUCAAUCGUUUUGCUCUAAAUUGUGGAUUUUUCAGUUUUAUUUUGUUGAUUGUGAGAAUUGUAGCUUCAACAGCAAACGAAAUUUGAUUUCAGUCAAUGUCUGCUCAAGCAUUUUUCAAAACUGUGAAACGAGUUUUCCCCAAGAAAUCUGAUGCAGAAAUUGCCAGUUCCAUCUCAAAAACCCUAAUUAAAUCUACCCGGAAUGGCCUAGAUAUCAACCCCUCUUUAAUUUCCAGUAUCAACCCCCAAGUGGCCCGCAUUGUUCUCUCCAACCCCCAUGUCCCACACCUUUCUUGCUUAAACUUCUUCAAAUUCCUCCAAAACAACAAGUCUUUGACAGUCAGCAAACCUGAUCUUCAAGCACACAUAAUCCUUGUUUUGCGCUUGUUUAAAGCCAGGAACUUCAAUCAAGGGAAGGAAAUAUUGAAUGCUGUUGCUGCUGAUGAUAGUCUUAGACGCCCGGUGUCAGAAAUAGCAGAUUUAGUGAGGGAGAAUAAUGGAAAUCCAAAGAUGGUUGUAAAACUGAUGGAUAUGUUGCUUCGGGUUUAUGUUGAUAACAUGAGGUUUAAGGAAGCUGAGGAGGUUUUUGACUAUUUGAAGAAUAAUGAGUUUGAGAUUGAUGACAGAUCUUGCAUGGUUUACUUGCUUGCAGUUAAAAGAUCGAAUCAAUUUCACUCCAUGUUUGAGUUUUUCCAGAAGAUGGUGAAGGCAAAUGUGAAGAUUACAGUUUAUUCAAUGACAAUGGUGAUUGAUGGAUUGUGUAAAAGGGGAGAAGUGGAUAAAGCAAGAAAAUUGAUGGAUGACAUGCUUUGUAGAGGUGUAAAACCUAAUGAAUAUACUUAUAAUAUGUUGUUGGAUGGGCAUGUGAAGAAUUCAGACCUUGGGGCUGUAAAAGAAAUUUUAGAUGAGAUGGAGAAGGAAGGAAUGGAGCUCAAUGCUACAAGCUACACGGUUCUAAUAGAAGGUUAUUCAAACUUGGGGAAUUUUGAAGAGGCUGAGAAAUUGUUCGAGAAAAUGCAGCAGAAAAACAUAGAGCCAGAUGUUCAUCUGUACACUUGCAUGAUUAGUAGUUACAGUAAGUCGGGUAAUCUUAAAAAAGCAUUUUUGCUGUUCGACCAAUUGGUUGAGAGAGGCCUUGUUCCUAAUGCUCACACGUAUGGAUGUCUGAUAAAUGGCCUGUGCAAAAAUGGGCAAAUGGAUGCUGUGAAAAUUUUGCUUAAUGAGAUGCAUUGCAAAGGAAUCAGCAUAAAUCCGAUCAUAUUUAAUACAACAAUGGAUGGGUAUUGUAAGAAAGGAAUGAUAGAUGAAGCAUGGAAACUGCUAGAAAUUAUGGAAAGCAAAGGACUUAAAGCUGAUGCUUACGUAUAUAAUAUAAUUGCCACAGGGUUGUGUAAACUGGGUCGGCAAGAGGAAGCUAAGACUUGGUUGUUUUCAAUGGUGGAAAGAGGUGUGAAUCCCAACGUCGUUACUUAUACAACUUUGAUUGAUAUUUAUUGCAAGGAAGGAAAUUUUGUUGAAGCGAAAAGGAUGCUUCGCGAGAUGGAGAAUAAAGGGUUGAAACCCAAUACUGUGACAUACAAUGCUCUGAUAGAUGGGUAUUGCAAGAAAGGUCUGAUGAAGAAAGCUUAUAAGAUUAGAGAUGAUAUGGUAAGUAAAGGACUGAAGCCCGAAGUUUAUGCCUACACCUCACUUCUUCAUGGGGAAUGCAUAUCUGGAAAUGCAGAUGCUGCUUUGAAACUCUUCAAUGAGAUGAGUGCAAAGGGUUUGGUCCCAACAGUAGUGUCUUACACAGCACUGAUUUCAGGUUUGUCAAAAGAGGGCAGAUCAGAAGAAGCUUUUAGAUUGUACGAUGAAAUGAUAGAGGCAGGCCUUACACCUGAUGACACCGUAUACUCUUCUCUUGUGGGUAGCCUUCAUAGUUCAGGACAAAUCUCAUCUUUGAGGACCACUUGAUGUUACCUUUAGCAAACCAAAAAGGAAACACUCAAACCUUUGUUUGCUUAAGCCUUGAGCUCUUGCAUGGAGACAAAGGCAUCAUCAUUCCUGUAACUCAUGGAGGAUUCAAUCUGUGCCACUUCCAUACUCAACUCGAAACACAAUUUGCCAUAUCUUGACGAUUUCAACAGGCACUUAUAAAAGCCUGGCACUCAACUUGUUCAGCUUGGCACUCAACAAUUUGCCAUAUCUUGACCAUCCUCAUUGCGGUUUGAGUACAUUUUAUGAAACAAACUAGGGUGUACUUGUUUGUGUCAUUAGCUGUAGUCUUCUUUUUAACGUUUAUUGUAAUUCUCUGCAUAGAGUAUAGAAUACCCAAGCUGUGAGCAUAGGUUACUGGUUUUUGUUCAUAUAUCUGCACUUCAGGUGAGAAAAUGGCACUGAAUAGGCCGGGUUAUAGCCGGGAGAUGAUGACAUUGUCAUAUCAUACAUCAUAAAAAUGUAUACAGGGGCAAUUACAUGAUGCAGCAGAAAGCAACAAUUUGACAAGUCAAUCAAUAUCAAAAGUGGGAACUUGAUCAAAAGGAGCAGAGAAUGCCCUAUAUGCAGUUCUGUCAGCAAGGCUUCUGCUUUCCAAACAAGUAGUACAAGCGGCCAGGGAUCUUGGGCAACAAGCCCGGGAGAUACAAAGUUUGGUUGGCAAUCUCCCCGGUCUUAUCAGCCCUGCAGCAGAAAGACGAAGAUUUGGUAUGUAGAUCACAAGAAUUAUUGUAGAGAGCUUGGAGGAAACAAGAACAAGUAGUCAGGCAAAGGACAACUACCUUACUGCAAAACCCAUUUCCUUAGCUUUUUCAUUGUCAUUCCUUAUCCGGUCAUUUAAUACAGGGAUUUUCAUCAGAUCAUCAUAGUCGAGAACUAACUGCAGAAAUCACGAGCACAUCAAAAUAUUAAGCUGUGGUUCACUUUACAUAUCAUAAAGACACAUAGACAGAAGAGUAUCAUACUUGUACAAUAUCAUCUUCUCCAACAACACCAAAUGGCACAAUUGUAGCCCCAAACCUCGCCGCCAUUCUUACAAAUUCUGGUUGAUCUGGCCAUAUCAACUUGUACUCUUCUCCCUGGUAGUAAAACAAAGCAAGAACUAGAACAUUUUAUGAAAUUUUAAUAGUCUUUACUUCCAAAUUGCA
Messenger RNA from Ipomoea triloba (trilobed morning glory), 3328 nucleotides. RefSeq names its product pentatricopeptide repeat-containing protein At2g32630. Gene Ontology annotation, molecular function: protein binding. Lineage: Eukaryota; Viridiplantae; Streptophyta; Magnoliopsida; Solanales; Convolvulaceae. The coding region runs from base 303 to 2159 and encodes 618 amino acids. The transcript has 3 exons. The record is from RefSeq and is a predicted model, not a curated record.